Messenger RNA from Yarrowia lipolytica CLIB122, 1524 nucleotides. RefSeq lists its product as uncharacterized. NCBI's taxonomy places the organism in Eukaryota, Fungi, Ascomycota, Dipodascomycetes, Dipodascales. Gene Ontology annotation, molecular function: NADP binding; flavin adenine dinucleotide binding; N,N-dimethylaniline monooxygenase activity. The record is from RefSeq and is a predicted model, not a curated record.
AUGGUAACAGCAGCUGUCAUUGGAGGAGGAGCCUCGGGAGCAAUUACCGUGGAUACGCUCCGCAAACAAGGCAUCGAAACGACCGUGUUUGAACGACGAGACAUUCUGGGAGGAGUAUGGGUGUACGACUCUGAUCCUGGCCCGCUGACAGUGGUGCCCGGAAGAACAGGAGAACAGUCUGAUCUGGUGUCCAACACUCCGGAUUUCGAAGGAAUUGAGCCUGGAGAAUCCAUCAACACUUCCCCGGGAGAAUACAACCGGCAGACGUUUGAAAACCCCCACCGAUACGAGCCCACUCCCACCUUCGAGUCUCUGUCGACAAACGUGCCUGAACGAGUCAUGACCUACUCGGACAAACCAAAGUGGGACUGGAAAGAAAAUGGAGUCUACACGUAUCCUCUGCAGACCCGAUUUGUGCACCACUCGACGAUCCAACGGUACAUUGAGCAGUAUUUCCAGCCCAACAUUGAUGUGGUCAAGUUCUCAACCACAGUUGAGAAGGCUUCCAAGACCAAAGAUGGAAAAUGGACCUUGACUACUCGGACCCGAUCUGCCACGGAGGAUGUCUGGGCCCAGACCAAGUACGAUCAUUUGGUUGUUGCAACUGGCCACUACCAUGUUCCUUUCAUCCCGGACGUGCCGGGCAUUCAAUUGGCCUACCGACUCUACCCCAACCGAAUUGUCCACUCCAAGCACUUUCGGGAGUCAAACUUGGAUCUGUUCAAGGACAAAACUGUCGUGAUAGUGGGCUCCCGGGCUUCAGGAGCAGAUCUCGUGUCGCUACUGGCACCCAUUGCGCAUCAGACGAUCCAGAGUGUACGAGCUACCAAAGGACCCAUCUUCAAAAAGUCUUUUGUCAACCAGGACAAGGUUGUUCGAGCGGGAGAAGUUGUGUCUUACGUGUGCAAAGACGGCGGUUUCAAUGUCGAGACUGCUGAUGGACAGUCCUUUUCUCCUGAUGUCGUCAUCUACUGUACAGGCUACCAGUACUCGUAUCCUUUUCUUCGAGACCAAGUUCCUGACUUGACAGAUGGAGUCUUUCUUCCAGACGUUUAUCUCCACACUUUUUACACCCCCGAUCCCUCUCUGGCCUUUGUGGGAGUCCCUGUUGACGCGGUUUCGUUCCGGGCUUUCGAGUACCAGGCGGUUUGGGUGGCACGGUACAUUUCGGGCCAGAUUGAGCUACCGUCAGUUGAUGAACAGCAGCUUUGGAACAAACGAAGGUUUGAAGAGCGUGGUUCGACUCGGUCUUACCACUCUUUGAGCUCCCUAGAAGCUGUUCAGGACUUCUUUGAUGCUCUGACCGAGCUUGGAGGAGGUGUCAAGGCCCAAAAGAAGGGAGGAAGAGACUUCCCCGUGUUUGGCAGACAAGAUAUCGACGAGCUCAAGGCUGCUGCUCCUGCCAGAUGGGUGGAAGAGCCCAACAAGGAGGCUGCAGAGGAGGAGUCUGAGACUUCUGAACUGGAUACCGGUGAUUCGGAGGGCCAUACAGACGACACAUCCGUGGACGGAGACGAAAAGUAG